Spodoptera exigua (beet armyworm) is the source of this 522-nucleotide messenger RNA. Lineage: Eukaryota; Metazoa; Arthropoda; Insecta; Lepidoptera; Noctuidae. The record is from the annotation of a GenBank genome assembly.
AUGAUGCAUACGUGGAUGCGGCCGGCGGCGGCCGGGAGUGACAUUCCUGUAAGGGAAUACCAUAUAAGGCAGGCUAGUCGCUGUCAGGUAAUGCAUCCUCGAUCAGUGAGCGAUUAUAACGCAACGGAAGCGGCUGAAAUUAGCAGCGCGCGCGCAUCGGGCGGACGGGGCCGGUGCCAGCCGGGCCGCGCCGAAACUAAAUACCCAAAAGCGUUUGUGAUCGCGCGAGCGGUUGCCAAAUAUGGCACGAAUCUCGGGUUUCGCGAGGCGCGCGCGCCGCGUCGCUGGCACACCACCAGCCACUGCAAAAACGCUCUCUGUUCCCGUCUAAAAACACAGCGAGCGGUGCGGCGCGGGCGCAGUGGCGCGACUCGCGACUCGGGAGUAGCGGCGCGCGACUCGCGACGCGACCUCCGCACCGCCGCGACACCGCGCUCCGCCGCGCGCCGCCCUGCGCCCGCGACUGCAUUCUGUGAGCCCACUGUGAUACAACAUGCGCACGCGCUGAAAGUUUAUCAAUGA